Molecule: messenger RNA, 2293 nt
Organism: Cylas formicarius (sweet potato weevil)
Lineage: Eukaryota; Metazoa; Arthropoda; Insecta; Coleoptera; Brentidae
Product: cytochrome P450 9e2-like
Exons: 9
Coding region: 468-2039 (523 amino acids)
Molecular function (GO): monooxygenase activity; heme binding; oxidoreductase activity, acting on paired donors, with incorporation or reduction of molecular oxygen
Source: RefSeq, a predicted model, not a curated record
AAAAACAACGAUAUUGUUGCUUAGUUUCAUAUAAUUUCUGUGGCAAUAAAUACGAACGAUUUUAAUUACUCUAUUUGACGUUUUUGUGGACUGUGCCUUCUUAUCAUUUCUAAGAAUACGGUUUAAGGGCUAUUUUUGCGAAACACGGACCACUAUUUUACUAUGAAAUCCAUUAUAUAUUUUUGAAAUCAAUAGACAACAAUAAUAGAGUUAAAAAGGGAAAUGCUUGGCCAAUUCCAUCACGUGCUACACACUUCGCAUGAAAUUAAACUCGUCAGAUCAAUUGUCCAGUUACGUCAUACAAUGAUAUCUUUAUCCCGUUUAGUACAGGAUGAAUUAAAUUCGCACAGGAAUUUUGUUUGUCAGAAGUUUAGGAUCAAUUACGCAAUUAGAUUUGCGACCGUGUUCCUUAUCGAGAGAAGCUUGUAAAAUACUGUUUCUGGAUCGCCUUCUUUCCCCCAUCUACGAUGUUUUGGCUGAUCAUUUCCGUGUUGGCGGUUGUUACCUUGUGGUUUCUACUGGAUCGACCGCUCCACCAUUGGGAGAAGUUAGGCGCGAAACAAACCAAACCUUGGAUCAUCUUGGGCGACUCUUGGCCAACCGUAUUAGGUCUCAGCAAUUUUCCGGAUAUGCUUCAGACGGUGUACAACUUGUAUCCAGAAGCGAGGUACACAGGGAUGUAUCAGUGUUACACCCCCGCACUGCUGUUGAAAGAUCCCGAACUGAUCAAGUUAAUUACUGUGAAGGACUUCGAUCACUUCACGGACCGCAGUACAUUCCUCGACCCCGAAGUCGACCCUGUAGUGGGCAGGAAUCUUUUGUCUUUGAAGGGCCAGCGCUGGCGCGACAUGAGGGCUACCUUGUCCGGCUCCUUCACCAGUAGCAAAAUGAAGUUUAUAUUCGGGUUAAUCAAUGCCACCACACAAAGAUUCGUGGAGCACUUGAAAAAUAGACAAGGUGACGUCAUUGAAUUGGAAUUGAAAGAUGCCCUCACGAGGUUCGCUAACGACGUCAUAGCGACGUCAGCAUUUGGUCUGACGGUCGACUCGCUCUCCCAACCGGAAAACGAAUUUUAUCUGAGUGGAAAAAAAAUGUCCGAUUUAACAUCUCUGCGAGUGUUGGUCAAAUUUUUCGGCUACCUUGUUUUCCCGCAACUAUUCAGGACGCUGAAGAUUGGUCUGCUGGACAGCUCGGCGACUCGCUUUUUGCAAAAGGUGCUGACGGAAACCAUAAGAGUGCGGGAAGAAGAGGGCAUCGUGCGUCCUGACAUGAUCAACAUUCUCUUGGAGGCGAAGAAAGGUGCCAAGGAUGAAGAACCCGUCCUGGUAGACACUGGGUUCGCCACUGUGGAAGAAUCUUCUCCGGGUCGAUCCAAGUCGCACCCGGCGAUCACCAACGACGACAUAACCUCACAGGCAUUCAUAUUCUUCUUUGCCGGCUUCAAUAGCAGCUCGACCGCGAUGUGCUUCGCGGCGUAUGAGCUCGCCCGCCAUCCCGAAGUCCAAUGCAGAUUGAGAGACGAAAUCCACCAAGUCCAAAGGCAUUGCGAAGGUAAAAUUACCUAUGAGGCCUUGCUGGGGAUGAAGUACCUCGACAUGGUAGUGUCGGAGGUGUUGAGAAAAUGGCCACCCAUCUUUGCGAUGGACAGGGUGUGUACCAAACCGUACGUCAUCGAAGCAGUGAAAUCUGAUGAGGAACCGUUACGGCUCCGGGUGGGAGACGCGGUCAUUCUGCCAUUCCAGGCGAUCCACAGAGAUCCGAUAAAUUACCCGGACCCGGAUAAAUUCGAUCCGGAGCGUUUUUCCGACGAAAAUAAGAGGAAAAUCCGCCCUUAUACGUAUUUACCUUUCGGGGUGGGACCGAGGAAUUGUCUAGGGUCUAGGUUCGCGCUAUUGGAGGUGAAAAUGUUGCUAUUCAACUUGUUGGCGGCGUUCGAGCUGGUACCGACGGCGAGAAGCGUGAUACCGUUGAGACUGGCGAAGAGGUCGCCUAAUGUCGUCAUUGAAGGUGGAUUGUGGUUCGGGUUGAAACGUUUGUAGCGCUCUAAGCAAUAUAGUAUUACGUUUUUAAUUUGUACAAUUGAAAAUACAGAAUGCUGCUUUUGGGGAGGUUUUUAUUUUGUCGGCGUAGAUCCGGGUUACUUGCGUAAUAUCGUCGGUAUGCAAGAGAGAGUGACCAAGUCCAAUAUUAACAGUUUUAAGCUAUUAAUAUUUAUGAACAAAUAUAAAAUUCAAUUAUUUUAUGUAAGUUUAUUUUAGUGGAAAUACAUAUUGAAUAAACCAUAUAACUAUUA